ACGGCGGGCGAAGACAGUUUUCAGCAUGGUUGUUGCAAAGUCCGUCCCGAAACCAAAGUCCCACAAACCAGCCUCAAAGAAAAAGCAGGUGUUAAAGUUCAGCAUAUGUAUUUCCCCUGGAGUUAUUGAUGAAGAUAUAGUUAGCCCCAGUUUACUGGAAAAAUAUUUGAAAGAACGCAUUAAAGUGAAUAAAAAGCUUAAUAAUCUCGGAAAAGAUGUUCAUGUGGAACGUGACAAAUCAACCAUACAUGUUACCUCAAACAUCCCUUUUUCUAAAAGGUAUCUGAAAUAUCUUACCAAGAAAUUUCUCAAACGUCACAAACUACGAGAUUUCCUCCGUGUUGUGGCCAAAUCAAAGGAUUCUUAUGAGUUACGGUUCUUCAACUUUGAGAAUGAAGAUACUGAUGAUGAAGAAGAGAGUUGAUCCUUGUACGUAAUAAAUGCAUGAAUGCGG
Schistosoma turkestanicum is the source of this 454-nucleotide messenger RNA. Lineage: Eukaryota; Metazoa; Platyhelminthes; Trematoda; Strigeidida; Schistosomatidae. The record is from the annotation of a GenBank genome assembly.